AACAGUUUCCAAGACCAAAAAUUAGGUAAAGUUUAUGAAUUUUUUGUUUUGGUUUUGUUGAGACGUUGUUCUCCUUUCUCCCUUUCUAUGGUUGAUUUUGGGUUUUUUGGAGGGAAAUUAGGGUUGAGAGUGAGAAUGUAUUGAGUGUACUCAAAUUGUUAAGGAUCCUGACCUCGUUCCUCCUCCCCCUGUAUGCAGAAAUUGAGAUGUCUUCAGACGAGGCUAUGAGUGUAGUGGGAAGUGAGGUAAUGCCCUUGGAGUAUGGUGGCAUGGAUUCGGAGACCAGUCCGUCUCCAACUAGCUCGGAGAGGACAGUGGGGGAUAGAAUGGAGCAAGGAGUAAUAGAAGAGGAGGAGGAUGAAAUCCCCUCAAAUAUUUUGGAGGCCGGGAGUGGCGUAGAUGGGUGUUAUGACCCAGAUUUAGAGGUAGUGGCCGAGGUGAGGGGAUUUGUGAGUGAGUUGGGUAGCAGGGAUAGUCUAAGGGGUCUCGUGGGUAAUUGCAACCUUCCUCAUCAUGUCCUACUUAGACCUACCGAGGUGAAUGAGAGGGCAUGCUCAGCACCCCAAGAUCAUUGGAUGCCCAUAUACCUGCAUUACUUGAUUGCAGGGCUUAGGUUUCCCAUUCCAGAAUUACUGGUUGGGUUAUUAUUAGAUUAUAGUAUAGGAAUAACCCAACUAACUCCAAAUGCCAUGAGGGCUGGGGGUAGGGGAGAGAAGGGAUGGUACCACUUCGGUCCUCGGUCGUCCAGCAAAGAGAAUAGGAAUUUAUUCUCUCCUGGGCCGUCAUCCAUCAAAGGGUGGAAAGAAAAUUUCUUCUUUGUGGAUGACACCGAGUGGAGUAGGAGGGAUUCCGAAGUGGAACAGUUGUCUGCUUGGAAAACGAAGAAAACCAAGCAGAAUAACUAUAAGUUGAAUGAGGAUGAGGUGGAAGAGGUGAAGAAGCUGGUGAGGGAAGAUGGGGACGUAGUGGAUAUCCUGUACCUCACCAGCCAGGAGGCGAUAGAUGCUGCUGAGCUCUAUGGGCCAAGCUCAUUGGGCGAAGCUGAGAUGGAGGAGUUCGUCGGUGCUGCUGGGGGCUUGCACAUCCCUAAGAAACCAAGGAAGAAGUCAAAGACUUCAACUGCGGCUGAGAAGGAGGUGACAGUGGGGGGGCAACUGUCCAGCAUCGCUGCCCAGGCUAUGGAGGUGCAACCAAGGCCGAAGCCUACAAUGGGGGGUAGCAAAGAGGUGAGUGAGGAGAUGGUGCCUCUGCAGAGGAAGAAGAGGAGGGUGGCAGAGCUAGGAACCAGGGGGGGCGAGGUGGUGGAGUUCGUGCCCCAACCUUCUCCUCCAGAAAUCAAUCUUGAAAACGGGGGGAGAGGAGAGGUCGAAGUGCGAGGCCUUGAUGGGGGCAGGGAGCGCACCCCUCCGCACGUGUACCAGAAAAGUUUGUUUGAGGAGGCAAACAAGACUGGGGCGAAGCACUUCCUCAACGCCACCCUGCCUGACGUGGAUAGGAUGCGGGCGAAGGACGAGGUGGUUAGCCAUGCAAGGUAUACCAUUGUGAGGCACGCCCUGGAGAGUGCGAGCUGGACAAACGCUCUAGCGCAGGAGUAUACAGAGAGCGUUAGAGAUCGUGCCAGCUUGCAAAGGUGGUGCGACCAGCUUCAGAGGGAGAAGUGCCACUCCUGCCUGUUGGAGACGAGCCACCUCAACCACCUUUUCCUGCCGAGGAGCAGCCUCCUCCUCCAAUAGAGUAGCUUAGGUUUUUAUAUUUUUUAGUUAUAUUUGUAAAUAACAUUGUUGAGAUUUUAUAAAAUUUUUGAGGUUUA
Rubroshorea leprosula is the source of this 1810-nucleotide messenger RNA. The record is from the annotation of a GenBank genome assembly. NCBI's taxonomy places the organism in Eukaryota, Viridiplantae, Streptophyta, Magnoliopsida, Malvales, Dipterocarpaceae.